This is a messenger RNA of Aureococcus anophagefferens, 2016 nucleotides long. RefSeq lists its product as hypothetical. Bases 1 to 2016 code for a protein of 671 amino acids. The transcript has 2 exons. The record is from RefSeq and is a predicted model, not a curated record. NCBI's taxonomy places the organism in Eukaryota, Pelagophyceae, Pelagomonadales, Pelagomonadaceae.
AUGCUCUGGCCCGCCGCGCUGGUAGCCGUCGCGCUGCUCUGGCUGUGCCGCGCCGCGUUGCUGUCCUGGCGGCUGUCGCAGCUGCUGUCGGCGUCGACGACGGUGCAGGCCGCCACCCUCGGCGUGCGCUGGGCCGAGGGCGCGCUCGAGGUCGGCGUCGCGGAGCUGCGGACGAAGCCGCCGGGCGCGCCCUUCGCGCCGGACGUCGGCGCCGUCGCCGAGGCCAAGACCGUCGUACACCUCGCGUCGAUCUUCAAGAAGGUCGUCGACGUCCGCGAGGUCUCGUGCCGGGGCGCGUCGCUGCGGCUCGACGUCGACGGCGCGACGGGCCUGCUGACGCUCGACGGCCUCGCGCGGCGCCGCGGCGCCAGAGGCGACGUCCCGCGGCCGCGGCUCGAGCGGCGGAGCUCGGCGACGGAGGGCCUGCUCGACGGUUUGGGCGAGCCCUUCGCCCGCGCGCUCCAGAACUACGAGCGCGAGGUCGAGGCCUGCGUCGGCCGCGUGGCCGCGCUCGAGCUCGUGCCCUUCUUCUGGAAGAGCGAGACGCGCUACCGCUACCGGCGCUUCGUCGCCGAGGACGUCGAGCUGAGGGUCGGCCGCGGCGUCUGGGCGAGGCUCGGCGACGCCGUCGAGGAGGGCACGGUCGCGCGCGCGGCCGCGCGGCCCGCCGAGGAGUCGGACCUGAUCCUGGCGGCGGCGGCGUCGGCGACGGCGGCGUUCCGGAAGCUCGGCGACCAAGAGGCGUCGCUGCGCGUGGCGAAGUUCGACGUCAACCUCGAGACGUCGACGUCGCUCGACGACGACGCGGGCAUCGAAGCGGUCAAGGACAAGAUUUUGGACGCUCUGGUGGACGUGCUGUACCGCGCCGUGGACGCGGGCGCCUGGGCGCGGCUCCAGGGGUCCGCCGGCGGCGCCGCGCUCGCGAGUUUGGCGACGCGCGCGCUCGACUCCGGCGGUUUGCUCGAGGUCGCCGCGCGGAAGGUCGUGCCCCUGCUCGAGGAGGCGCGGCGCGCCGUCGAGAGCGAGCUCACGUCCGUGGAGCGGUCGACGUCGCCGAAGUCGCGGCCGAUGGUCCAGCAGCUCCUCCGGGACCUCUCGGACGUCGUCGACGACCUCCUCGCCGUGCGCCACAAGACGUUCCGGGCCGGCCCGACGCUCAAGCUGCUCCAGCGGGCCGCGGACGUCGCGCGGCGCCUCGAGGGCGUGUUGAGCAAGGCCAACGCGGAGCACAUCGCGCUCGACGCGCGGCACCUCGACGACCAGCUCCUCGCGGCGCUGUCCGACUUCGCGCUCGACCUGGGCGCGUCGGCGCUCACGGCUUUGCCGCCGGGCCGCGUGGCCGGCGACGCGAACGGCGUCGAGUACGCCGUGGACCACGUCGACCUGUCGCGCGUGCGCGUGACGCACGAGAACCUGCGCGUGGCCUUCGACCGCGACCUCGGGUCCGAGAGCCUGCUCCACGUCGACGUCUAUGGCGUCGACUGCCCGCUGUCGGACCUGCGCUGGUCCGUCGGGAAGAAGGACUCGGCCGUCUUCCGCGACGAGGGCUACGCGCACGCUGCGGUGUCGAACAUCUGCCUGGGCCUCGACCUCGUCGCCGCGCGGCGGCCCGGCGACGGGCGGCCCGGCGGCGGCGCGCCGUUCCUGGCGCUCCGCGACGCGCGCGUGACGGUCGACGCGUGCGCGCUGAGCUUCGACGGCACGGCCUACGCGUGGCUCUACAACGCCGUCGCGGGCUCCGCGAGCGACCUGCUCUCGGACUACAUCGAGACGACGACGACGGACUACAUCCACGACGAGGCGGGGCCGCUCCUGCGGAACCUGAACGACUUCCUCGACGCGCAGGGGCUCUGGCCGUCGCUGCUCCGCGUCGCGCGCGUCGACGCGGAGCGCCUGCCCUUCUCGGACGGGUCGAGCCCCCCGCGGACGCCGCCGGACCGGAAGCGCGUCCGGCCCGAGGGCGCCUCGCCGCGCGCGUCGCCGGGCUUCCGCGAGGUCGAGGCGACGUGGAUUUAG